AUGAAGAGGACAAAGUUGUCCCUAAGAAGAGGAGGAAGGCGGUUUACCCAAGGUCGUGUGCGGGAGCCCAGGGACUUGAGGAUGGCGAGAGUUUUCCUCGUCGACUCCGACGUUGGCAUCGAUCCCGAUGUCGCUAGAGAGAAGGAAGAUUUGGCAACGGACGGGCCUCGAACUUACCCGCCGAAGCGGCCUUUGGUGUGGGCAGUCUGUAGCUGGCCUCCGAACUAG
Molecule: messenger RNA, 228 nt
Organism: Linum trigynum
Lineage: Eukaryota; Viridiplantae; Streptophyta; Magnoliopsida; Malpighiales; Linaceae
Source: the annotation of a GenBank genome assembly